CUCUCUCUCUCUCUCUCUCUCUCUCUCGCUCGCCGGCACUCAAAAACUUCCGGUCACGUCCAAACCCCAAAACUCUUUGCCAAACAAACUUCUCCUUGUUUGGUUUCGUUCACUAACCCUGAGAAAAAAUAAAAAUUUUUACUCUGAGCUGGGUAAGGUUGGUGGUGGUGUGAUGGGAUUUUGUAUAUGUCCCUUGGAAACUCCGGCGAGGUUGCUGUGGACUACUAGCUUCUUCCGUCACAAGCUCAUGAUUUUCUAAUCUUUAAUUAUUAUUGUUUAAAUAUACUUCUCAUCAUCGUCGUCGUGGUUGUCCACUCACAACCACCCCUUUUAUAUUGUUUUUGUGUUGAGAGCUGCGGCCAGAGAAACGAGGAUAUAUACUUGCGUACUGAUAUAAUACGUAGAGUGAUCAAAGAGAUAACUUGCAAGGUUUUUUCAUGGAGUCUGGACGGAUUUUCUUCAACCCUUCUGUAGCCUGCCAUGGCAACAUGUUUUUCCUCGGCAAAGGUGAUUCCUUAUUUCGAGGAGCAACAUCGAUGAUGAGCAUUGAGGACAGCUCAAAGAGGCGACCUUUCUUCACAUCACCAGAUGACUUGUUCGAUGACUGCUAUUAUGACGAACAGUCACCGGAGAAAAAGCGCCGGUUAUCUGCUGAGCAGGUGAAUCUGCUGGAGAAGAGUUUUGAGGAAGAGAACAAACUGGAGCCAGAACGGAAGAUCCAGUUGGCUAAGAAGCUGGGAUUGCAGCCGAGACAGGUGGCUGUUUGGUUCCAGAACCGCCGCGCUCGGUGGAAGACCAAGCAACUUGAGAGAGAUUACGAUCUCCUUAAAGCUUCUUACGAUGCUCUCCUCUCUAACUAUGACACCAUUUUCAAGGAGAAUGAGAAUCUAAAAUCUCAGGUGGUUUCUUUAACUGAGAAACUUGGAGAAACAGAAGAGAAUAAUAAGGAAGGGAAAAAGAAUGAGGCAGUGGCAACAGAAAUGGCACAAGUUUUAGUAGCCCAACUGAGCAAUAAGACUGAAGAUGGGGUGAGUUCCGGCAGUGGUGGAAGUGCAGUGGUUGAUGAGGAUUAUCCACAGAUUGUGGAGAGUGGCGAUUCGAUUUCAUAUUUUCCAAAUGAUGAAUACACUGGAUGCAUUGGGGCCAUUGAGGGGGUUCAAUCAGAGGAGGAUGAUGGCAGUGAUGACGGCCAGAGUUACUUCCUCGAUGUGUUUUUGGGUGCUCAGAAUCAGCAGGCUGAGGAGCCAUUGGAGUGGUGGAUGUGGCCAUCAUAGGAUCACUAAUCAAACUUUGUUACUCAACUGUUGCAAAUAUUUUAGAGUAAUGGCUUUGUAAGUGGAUUUACGGGGCUUGGUAUGAAAAAAACUGUGUUAAAGUCAAUAGGAUCUUGUGCUGUAUGACAAUUAUGCUGCUAUAAAAAAAUAUACAAUAAAGUGAUGUCACGUCCUUUAUUAA
Molecule: messenger RNA, 1455 nt
Organism: Mangifera indica (mango)
Lineage: Eukaryota; Viridiplantae; Streptophyta; Magnoliopsida; Sapindales; Anacardiaceae
Product: homeobox-leucine zipper protein HAT5-like
Exons: 4
Coding region: 438-1274 (278 amino acids)
Biological process (GO): positive regulation of DNA-templated transcription
Cellular component (GO): nucleus
Molecular function (GO): sequence-specific DNA binding; DNA-binding transcription factor activity, RNA polymerase II-specific
Source: RefSeq, a predicted model, not a curated record